Spinacia oleracea (spinach) is the source of this 2389-nucleotide messenger RNA. RefSeq lists its product as uncharacterized. NCBI's taxonomy places the organism in Eukaryota, Viridiplantae, Streptophyta, Magnoliopsida, Caryophyllales, Amaranthaceae. The record is from RefSeq and is a predicted model, not a curated record. The coding region runs from base 189 to 2141 and encodes 650 amino acids. The transcript is spliced from 16 exons.
GUGACCGUACCACAUUCUCCAUUGCACCACAUUCUCCAUUUCACCAUCAAUUUUUUUGACCCAAGUCUGGAUUUCCAUUUUCAAUACUCCCGAGCAGACUAGCAGGAAAUAUCUAUUCCUUCGUCAAAUAAAUUUUUUAUGAUCAAACAGUUUCUGGGUUAAUCUUUUUCUCUCUCCUAACCUACAUCAUGGACAAUUCAGCAGGGAAUUCUCAGGAGGUGAUGGUGCCUCCUGUUGAAGGUGUUGCGGGUGGAGGAACUUCGUAUGGAUGGAGUGAUGGGGGCGCUUAUGUUUCGAGUUUGAUGAAGGGGGACAUUGAUCCUUUAGAAGUUCCAUCUUCUGAAUUACUGAAUGUUUGGUGCAUGCCUAGUACCGCGAACGUUGGGUCACAGGAGAUGCCUAGGCAUUUAGAGCCAGUAAAUCUGCUGGCUGCUAGAAAUGAGAGAGAAAGUGUUCAAGUAGCUUUACGCCCAAAAGUUACAUGGGGUAGUUCUGGUAUAGCUGGAACUGUACAAGUGCAGUGUAAUGACCUUAUAUCUGCUUCAGGGGAUCGGUUGGUUACGGGUCAAUCCCUAAAGGUCCGACGAGUAGUGCCGAUUUUAGGGGUUCCAGAUGCUCUUGUACCUCUUGAUCUUCCGUGCUCCCAGUUACACCUAUUUCCUGGAGAAACAACAGCGUUAUGGAUUUCCAUUGAUAUACCAAGUGAUCAACCCCCAGGCAUGUAUGAGGGGGAGUUAUACAUCACUGCUGUGAAGGCUGAUGCACCAUUCAGAGCACCAUGCAUGGGCAAGGCGGAAAAGCACCAACUAUUUAGAGAAUUGAGGGACUGUCUUGAGCUCGUGGAACUAGUUGAUUGUAACACAAUGGAUGAAGUGGUUGACAGAGUAAAAUCUGCUACGUCAAAUCUGAGACGAGCUCUGCUAUCUCCAUCCUUUUCAGAGUGCUUGUCGGAUAAUGGGGCUGUCGAUUCGAUGGACGAAGAUGCUAUUUCAAAUCAUUCUGUUUGUGUAAAAAUUAGCUUGACAGUGUGGGACUUCGUGCUUCCUGUUACACCUUCUCUUCCUGCUGUGAUUGGUAUAUCAGAUACAGUUAUUGAGGAUCGGUUUGGUGUAGAACAUGGAAGUAAUGAGUGGUUUGAGGCGUUGGACCAACAUUUUAAAUGGCUACUUCAAUAUAAAAUUAGUCCGUACUUCUGUAGAUGGGGUGAUAGCAUGCGUGUUCUGGCGUAUACAUGUCCAUGGCCAGCUAAUCAUCCAAAAGCAGAUGAAUACUAUUCAGACCCAAGACUGGCUGCAUAUGCUGUUCCUAUUCGUCCAGUAGUAUCAUGUGUUGAUGCUGGGCCCAAUUUUUUGCAGAAAGAGAUUGAUAUACUGAAGGCUAAAGACCAUUGGAAGAAAGCGUAUUUUUAUUUGUGGGAUGAGCCGCUAAAUGUGGAACAUUUUAAUUCAAUAAGAAAGAUGGCUAGCGAGAUUCAUGCUUUCGCUUCAGAUGCAAGGGUUUUGACUACUUACUAUUGUGGUCCUGGUGAUGCACCUCUGGCCCCUAAUUCAUUUGAGGCGUUUCUGAAAGUCCCGAAAUAUCUGCGGCCUCACACUCAAAUUUACUGUAUAAGUGAAUGGGUACUGGGUAAUCGAGAUGAUUUGGUGAAGGACAUUGUUGCAGAACUGGAGAAGAAUGAGGAAUGGUGGUCAUAUGUUUGUAUGGGACCAUCUGAUCCUCACCCUAACUGGCACCUAGGAAUGAGAGGUACCCAACAUCGUGCAGUCAUGUGGCGCAUAUGGAAGGAAGGUGGAACUGGUUUCCUGUAUUGGGGAGCUAAUUGCUAUGAGAAGGCCUCAGUUCCUAGUGCAGAGGUAAGAUUUCGACGUGGACUUCCUCCUGGAGAUGGUGUUCUAUAUUACCCUGGCGAAGUGUUCUCAUCUUCAAAAGAGCCCGUAGCUUCUCUGAGAUUAGAACGUCUUUUAAGUGGUUUGCAGGACAUUGAGUACCUAAAGCUAUACACGUCCCGUUACGGAAGAGAUGAAAGCAUUUCGUUACUGGAAAGAACUGGAGUUUAUGCAGCUCCUGAACGUUAUACGUACGAGCAUGUUCCUAUAGAUAUGAUGCGUGGGGAGAUAUACAACAAGUGCAGAUCUUUGUAACUUAACUUUGUUGUUGCAGUAUCAACUUUUUGAUAUUGGAGUUAAUAUAUUCAUUCUCUGCUUUAAUCUGCUUUUAUAUGUAAAGCAGAGCUGUCUUAUAAGUUGCCAAAUGCUGGUUCUUUUGCAUAUAAUGGCCAACUACGCAGGUAGUUGAUUUGCUCGAAUUUGUGGAGACUGUAAUUUCGGCAUGAAGUGUAUGUGCAUAUUAUGCUAUUGCUUACUCUUUUUAGUGGAGCUUGUGAACUACU